Messenger RNA from Odocoileus virginianus texanus, 8776 nucleotides. It is a transcript of the gene RORB, whose product is annotated as RAR related orphan receptor B. Gene Ontology annotation, cellular component: nucleus. Gene Ontology annotation, biological process: regulation of transcription by RNA polymerase II. Gene Ontology annotation, molecular function: melatonin receptor activity; RNA polymerase II cis-regulatory region sequence-specific DNA binding; nuclear receptor activity. The record is from RefSeq and is a predicted model, not a curated record. NCBI's taxonomy places the organism in Eukaryota, Metazoa, Chordata, Mammalia, Artiodactyla, Cervidae.
ACCACCACCACCAUCAUCAAAACUGUUAACACAGCGGCGGCGGCGGCGGCAAACGUCACCCUCCGGCCACGGCGUCCACCUAAAGGGAUGGUUUUCUCGGCAGAGCAGCUCUUCACCGUCUACCUUCUUCACUCGUGCUGAGCGGGAUUUUUGGGCUCUCCGGGUUCGGGCUGGGAGCACCUACAUGACUACGCGGAGCGGGAGAGCGGCUACACCAUGCGAGCACAAAUUGAAGUGAUACCAUGCAAAAUUUGUGGCGAUAAGUCGUCUGGGAUCCACUACGGAGUCAUCACGUGUGAAGGCUGCAAGGGAUUCUUUAGGAGGAGCCAGCAGAACAAUGCCUCGUACUCCUGCCCGAGGCAGAGAAACUGUUUAAUUGACAGAACCAACAGAAACCGUUGCCAGCACUGCCGACUGCAGAAGUGUCUUGCCCUAGGAAUGUCAAGAGAUGCUGUGAAGUUCGGGAGGAUGUCCAAGAAGCAGAGAGACAGCCUGUAUGCUGAGGUGCAGAAGCACCAGCAGCGGCUGCAGGAGCAGCGGCCGCAGCAGGGCGGGGAGGCCGAGGCCCUCGCCCGGGUGUACGGCGGCGGCCUCAGCAACGGCCUCGGCGCCCUGAACAACGAGGCCAGCGGCGCGUACGCCAAUGGACCCGUCAUCGACCUGCCCAAGUCCGAGGGAUACUACAACGUGGAUUCCGGCCAGCCGUCCCCCGAUCAGUCAGGACUUGACAUGACUGGGAUCAAGCAGAUAAAGCAAGAACCUAUCUAUGACCUCACAUCCGUACCCAACCUGUUUACCUAUAGCUCUUUCAACAACGGGCAGUUAGCACCAGGGAUAACAAUGAGUGAAAUCGAUCGAAUUGCACAGAACAUCAUUAAGUCCCAUUUGGAGACAUGUCAGUACACCAUGGAGGAGCUACACCAGCUGGCCUGGCAGACCCAUACCUAUGAAGAAAUUAAAGCGUAUCAAAGCAAGUCCAGGGAAGCACUGUGGCAGCAAUGUGCCAUCCAGAUAACUCACGCCAUCCAGUAUGUGGUAGAGUUUGCAAAGCGAAUAACAGGCUUCAUGGAACUCUGUCAAAAUGAUCAAAUCCUACUUCUUAAGUCAGGUUGCUUGGAAGUGGUUUUAGUAAGAAUGUGUCGUGCCUUCAACCCAUUAAACAACACUGUUCUGUUUGAAGGAAAAUAUGGAGGAAUGCAGAUGUUCAAGGCCUUAGGUUCUGAUGACUUAGUGAAUGAAGCAUUUGACUUUGCAAAGAAUUUGUGUUCCUUGCAGCUGACUGAGGAAGAGAUUGCUUUGUUUUCCUCUGCUGUUCUGAUAUCUCCAGACCGAGCCUGGCUGAUAGAACCAAGGAAGGUCCAGAAGCUUCAGGAAAAAAUUUAUUUUGCACUUCAACAUGUGAUUCAGAAGAAUCACCUGGAUGAUGAGACCUUGGCGAAGCUAAUAGCCAAGAUACCAACCAUCACAGCAGUUUGCAACUUGCACGGGGAGAAGCUGCAGGUAUUUAAGCAAUCGCAUCCAGACAUAGUGAAUACACUCUUUCCUCCGUUGUACAAGGAGCUCUUUAAUCCUGACUGUGCCACCGUCUGCAAGUGAAGGCGACAAGCGAACUGUCUCAUAGUCGUGGAAUGCAUCACCAUUAAGACAAAAGCAAUGUGUUCAUGAAGACUUAAGAAAAAUGUCACUACUGCAACAUUAGGAAUGUCCUGCACUUAAUAGAAUUAUUUUUCACCGCUACAGUUUGAAGAAUGUAAAUAUGCACCUGAGUGGGGCUCUUUUAUUUGUUUGUUUGUUUUUGAAAUGACCAUAAAUAUACAAAUAUAGGACACUGGGUGUUAUCUUUUUUUAAUUUUAUUCAGGUAUGUUUGGGGAAACAACUGUUUAUAGAAUUUUAUUGUAGAUAUAUACAAGAACAGAGCAGUACUUUACAUGAUUACUUUUCCUGUUGAUUGUUCAAAUAUAAUUUAAGAAAACUCCACUUAAUAGGCUUACUGAUUUCUAUGUUUUUAGAUAGGCGAUGCAUGUGUAAAUUUGUAGCUGUCUUGGAAAGCACUGUGCAGGUAUGUGAUAAGUAUAUAAUAUCUGAGAAUAUUAUAUAUGACUAUUACUUAUACACACACAUGCACUGUGGCUUAAAAUAUCAUACCUACUAGCAAAGGAGGUUCAGUCAGGCGCUCUUAUGUUAUUUACCUUCUGUGUUAUAUGUUACCUUUAUGUUAGACAAUCAGGAUUUUGUUUUUCCAGCCAGAGUUUUCAUCUGCAGUCAAUAGCAGAAUGGUACCAAUUCAGAAAUAAGUCGACAAAGGAAUAAAUAUAACGCAUGACCUCUAUAGAAAAACUCUGUUUCAAUCAAUGACAUCAAAGCCUUGUCAAGAUGGUACAUAUUGGGGAAAAAAAUAAUAAUAACUAUUUUGAGCCAUUUUCCUGUUUUAAGAAUUAGGCCACAGAAAACAUUGUGGAGUCCAGGGCCUUUUUGACCAAACGACAGAUAUAUCCUAUUUUUCAUCAGGACACAAAAACCACCUUUUUUUCUUUGAAUUUCAAGUUGUGAGAGAAACUUGAUUUUGGUGCUUAUUGUAUCUUCAACAGAGAAAUACAGCCGGUAGAUUAUGACCACCAGCAAUUUUUUCUAAAAAAAAUUAGAGUAAAAGAGUAAAUCAGAACCCAGGGUCCUAAUACCAUUUCAUGUAAACAUUUUAUCUCUUUUGCAAAGAAGUAGAAAGAGAACAUACAAAGCAAAGAAGUAGUUCUUUAUGUUCAUUCUCUUUAAUAAGUUUGUUAGAAAAAAAGCAGCAAUAAAUAAAGGGGGAGGCAGGACUUUCUAUGUUCUUCUAGUCUGGGACCUCUAAUUUUUUCAACUCAAAAAUGCUAUAUUAUAAAAAUAUAGCAAAACAUUGAUAGAUUAGAAUAAAAGAUCUGUGUUAUUCUACAGAACGAAUGCACCCCAAAGCCAAAACCAUUUCUGGUGCCGUUUGAAAUUGCAUCAUCCAUCUACCCUGGGGUUAUUCUUUUAGCAACUUUUAAAAGUACAGAAUGCCAGAGGUGAGAUCAGGAUUAGACAACUUGGAUUUCCUAAUACAAGAUCUCACUUCCCCACUUGCCCUCCAAUCAAAGUGAUCACCAGAAAAACAUAAAUCCCAAGGAGUUUGUUCUGCCUGUGUUCUGGAGGCCUUAUGACUUUAGUCUCAUUUGACCCCAAAUAAGAGUUUUUAAAAGGGAUCUAGAGAGGAGGUUUGUGUAUAAGACAGGGAAAAUUAUGAUCUGUAAGUGUAGCCUGGCCAUCAACUCAUGAAGACCUGCCCUUAUCUCCUUGUCUAACACACACACACACACACACACACACACAUACACACACACACACACACACAAAAUGCACACCUGCUUUGUGAAGUUUCCAUCAAUGGAAACUGAUUUUUUUUAAUCUCUUACGCUCUCCUGAAGUUGGAUGGUUGACAGCCAUCUCCAAGAUGCCACAGCACUGCUCAAUGAUGAUCAAACAGUAGUGUUCAUCUUGUCUUUUAGAAAACAGAGCCUUUUCCCACCUCAUGAUUGAUGAAUUCCAAACCAAUGGAGAAAAAAGGCUUUAAAAUAAUGAAUCCCUUUUUCAACUACUGUUAUAUUCAAUUAAUUUAACUACACUGAACCCAAUUACCUUCAGCGUCUAAGAAGACAGCUGUAGACUGCUUACUAUGCUGCUACAGGGACUCAAUUCUUUUCGGUGUAAAUGUCACUCCUGUUAGCUCUUUGUAUAAAGAAUUAAUUCCAAGAGUCAUAUUUCCUUCUAAUGGAAAGAUUACUUUACUGAUUGCUAGGAAAACAGGGUAAUGGAAGGCACUCAAUUAAACCAAGCUGUUUCCAAAUGCAAUGUAUGUUUUAUGAUUGGCUUGUGAUAGGCAAUGCUUAAUGUGUCUGCUUGGCGUUUCCCUUUGAGCUUUGAACUUAUGUCAAACUUUGCUUUCAUUGUUCAGUUGGACUAGUGUUUCCUAUUGUCAGCCUGUAAUUCCUGCUCAGUUGCAAAGGGAACCAUUUGUUUCCUCCAAUUUACCUUAGAGGAUUUAAAUUGACUCAAUUGAUGAAGUGGCUGAGAAUUUUCCCUUCCUUGUCCCAUGGGUGAUGUAGGAAAAAGAUUGUUCCCCACAUCUGCCUCAGGAGGUCCUGGAUUUGAAUUUGUGUUGUUUCCACUGGUGCAAUCAUGUCAUUGGGACGGCAUGAACCUUUUGAAGCUAGGGGACAGGAAACAGCUAACAACUGAACCAGAGCAAAACAGUGGAAACCAGUAGCACUCAGCCCCUUGCAGUUGAGGAAAGAGAUUUCCAAUUUUUGCCACAGUUGCCAGAUCUGUCCCUUGACAGACAGCCAAGUCAUGUGUUCAGUGGUAACAAAGUACCUUUAAAAGCUGCCCUUUGAAUGUCUCCUGUGACUACCUCUGGAGGUAUUUUGAAAUUUUGGUUAACAACUUUCUUGACCACACGCAACCUUUGUCCCUUCCCCAUGAAGACUCACGGGUGUUUGCAACACAUUCAUGAUAAGGUGUGCGCUGGAAGAAAGGACCCAGGAUCUGUGCUUUUCACUUCCUGCUUCGUAAAUGACAAUCACUGCUUGAUGCAGAUGUUGCACUGCUUCCACUCAGGGAUGUUUUGUUUUGUUUUGUUUUUAAAAAACAAGGUGCACCAAGAAGGAGGGGAAAAACAGGAAAAUGACCACAAAAUGUAAAUGGCGCAAAUUAAACAUGCCAAUGAGAGAACCACUCUGACAAGGCUUUCAGACCAAUGAGGGGUAACUUCAUGCUGUAAGCUGAAUUUACUUCUGUGUUUGGACUUGCUGAAAAAUUGCUCAUGAGUAAGAACAACUUAGCUUCAUUUUCUAAAAUCUCCUAAGAGCCAAAUGAUCCAGUUGCCCCAUUUAUAGGAAUAUGUAUCUCCCAGAGAACCCAAGCUUCCUAUACAAGUCCUAUACAAGUCAGUGGCAUUCACCACCUGACAAAGGAGGAGACUUGUGGUCUGUGAAAAGAAAGGCAAGUUUUUGAGGGAACAUAGGAGAAUAAGGAAUUCUACAUCUGGCCUAACAUCUCAUCUCUAUCCCAACUGUCUGUGACUCUGGUCCUCUUUGUAUUCCUUUUUCUGCAGCUCUUUUACCCCCCCAAAGAUUGAAAACUGAGGGUGGAGAUGUAUUUGACAAACAUACCCUUUCUGGAUUUCCCUUAUUUUAAAAGUGUCUUCAGGACUUUGGACCACUCAGUAGGUAAAAACAGACAAUACAGGGGUCUCAGGUAAUCAGAUUUCUUUGAUAGAAUCUAAGAGACUCUGGAUGUUAACAGUAGGUGCCAGUAGGCAUUAGUUCAUGUCCUAUCACAGUUGCCUGCUCAACACACAACUUCCCAGCAGUCAAGCUAAACUGCUUGUAGAAAACUUCGCACAUGGAUAGUCAAUUCACGCUCACUCUCUAUAGUCCCAUGUGUACCAGACUUGACUGCAAAAGCAAUCUUAUGUCCCAAGGACACAACUUAACAGCUUUUUUCAAAGUCAUCAAUCAGAUGCAAAUUAUGUCAGUUUCAUUCUGUUUUUGUUUCCAUUUAUCAUAGAAGCAAGGAAAAAUUCUACUGCUAUUGGAAAUUAGAAGAAAUAACAUUUUCCUGAUUCCUUUCUCUCUGGAAGCUACUACAAUUGGCAGUAAGUUCAGACAAGGGCAUCUGUGCCCUGACAGAACCACCGUUCAAGAGAACAGCAAUAACUUGAAAGUGUGCAUCUGUAGUGACACUCUGCACAGAGUCCCCUCUAACGAGAGCGGAAGUCCCACCAUCUGCUUUAGAUGAAGUGGUAUUUGAUUUUCUGUUCCCAACUGCUAAUCCAAACAGCAAUCUGAUAUGGGCAGCCACGUGUGUCUUUAGACAAGAGCUGGCAUCCUUUUGGGGUUGGUGGUAGGGGAGUAUCUCAGGACCAGAGAAACAUGUUUGUUUAAAGCUAAGGUUAAAAAUUCAACAGUCUAAGAGGGCCAGGGAGUUGAUGCAAAUGAGUGAAGCAGUCUGGUGGGAAGCUAGCAAGGAUAUGCCCCAAUGAAAAGGGGCAUCCAAGAGUCUAAAGUUUCUAAAUCUUAUGCAAUCUCUUGAGUCGUAAAUGUCAGUUGAUUCAAGGCUUAGUGCAGACCAAACAAACAUGUCUCAGGGCAGAAGGCAGUCACAAGCCCUGAAAAUCCAAUCUCGGGGCCUAUCUGACUGGAGCAAGUCCGACCAGAUACAACUCUGGGUGACAUUAGAGUCGGGUUCAGGGGCAAGAGGUCUUGCUCUUCUGACACUUAAUUUGAUUUCCAUAUUUGACUAGAGGAUAUAGUAACAGGUCGGCUUUAAAAAUGGCAAACAAUCUGAAAAUGAAAAUAAUUUCAUGAUGGCUUAUAAAAGACACUCUGUUUUGCCCAAACUUUCAGCUUCAUAGAGUCAGGUGAUUGGAUUUCUUGCCACUUUCUUGUUCUGGAAGUCCAAUGCACAAUUUUUAUGCUUUUGAGUCUUGGUGUGCGUCUUUAAAUGUGCGGUUUCAUAAUCUGCAAGUUCUUAUUUUUCCCUUGGUUGUGUCUAAAGAAUGUAUUCCACAGUCACGGUAACGUAGUCCUCCAUUGUUCUGAAGUGAGGGACUAUGGAUUUCUUUGCAGCCGAUAGGGGUGGUCUGUUCGUGCACUUUUUUCCUUAGCUGUUGAAAUUCCUCCGAAGCGAACUGGCCAUAGUAAUCUUUCUUUGCCUCCGGCGUGACUGUAAGCACGACCUCCAGUGGAGCAGACAGAGCAGCUGAGUGAUGGUUCUUACCGCCAAAAAUAAAGCACAAGGUGACUGAGAUUGAAUAGACCCGGCUGGGGGAAGCGCAGGGGCUGUGCGCCCCCGCUGGGCAGCGUGAUCCUCCUGUUAAACCACACUCUUCAGGCAGUGGAAACCACACUCUUCAGGCAGUGGCUGAUGGAGGGCAGAGGCCUGCCUGGGUCAUGACCGAACACAGACACACACUAGUGUCAGAGAAGCUCCGGACCACACCCCCAAGACGGUACCGUCUGCUUCAUCUGAUUCACACACACACACACACACACACACACAGGAAUGAAAACUACACCUAUAGAAAAUUGAGUAUGUAUUGUAGAAAUGUAGAGGAAAAUAAAAAUAUUUUUUCAGAUGUAAUUACUUUUAAUAUAUGCUUGUGGAAGGUCUAAUAUGAUGUAUGCUGUCUCUGUAAUUUUUGCUGUAAAUAACUGGAGACAGUGAAUACACUGAUUUUUAUAUGUCUCUGUUUAAGCAUAAGACUUUGUAACGAUUUUUUUAGAGGGGGAAAAACCAACAAAGAGCGAAUAUGUACUUGCUUCCUUUCUGCGUGUUACGUACUCCUCAGAAACUGGUUGUAAUGGUUUAAGCAUCUUGAUGGGUCAUUGGUGUUAAGUGUACGCUUCCUUUUGUAAGACAGCUGAGAAAGGGACAGGGCUGUCAAUGAAAUCUGCUCCAAAGAAUCUGUAUUGAAGAUUUCCCUAAGACCUGUAAACUCUAUCUAAACCAGACAACAUGAAAAAGGAAAAUUUUUUAAAAAAGAAAAAAAAAAAUGUUGCCUGAGUAAGUCCUCUUUCCUCGUAGCAAACGGCUUAGUCCAUAUCCUUUCUGCACGGAAUAGCUUAAGGAAAACAAACUCUGCUUUCUGAUGAACAAAAUAUUUUUGUACACAUUUAUUUCGUAUUAAUAACCUAAGGUCAGAUCACUCAUUUGCUGAAGCCAUAACUGACCUUUACCAAAUAAAUGUUGUCAAGAACCUGGGGAGGGUGGGGGGAAACUGAGAGGGCGGAAAGUUGAAGGUGUCAUGAGCUGUAACAAGACAGGCAGGAGCAAGUCUGAUGCGUCUGAUGCUUUUCCUGCAUCCCAAACACAACUUUAAAAGGCUAAUAUUUUAUGAUGAUCGAUUUAUAAUAAAAAAAAAGAUAUUUAGAUUUAAAUGAGACUUUCCAAUAUUUUUGAAAUCCCUGACAAUAAUUCCUUGCUUUUAGGAUUGAGAGAAAUAAUUUUCAUGUACUUCCAACAUUCAGAGAUUUAAUGUUUUUACCUGAGCUCCAGCCCACACGUGUCAAGUAGAGAGCAGAGCUCCGAGUCCUCCAACGUUGAAACCAUGUGGUUUGGGGCUUGGCUGUACCUACCAACCACCACUGCACCUGGAAUGUGCAGCUUGAAUCUCUUACUAGCACGCGUGUCAUUGCUAGCAACGCAUACAACCUGCAUUGCCAGACUAUGUAAAAUAAAAGUAUUCACUCUAAAAAGCAUAAUAAUUAUUCUUUUUUUAAAGAAAUAAUGCCUCCUAGAGACUUUGAUUUUUCUGGAGCUUAACUUACAUUAUUACAUGCAUUAUUAUUGGCUGAUAGGGGCAAAAGGCAAACUACAAAUAAACCCAGUGACAUAUGUAGUUUUUAAAUCUACAGUUUUCUGAUCUCUCUCUCCUUGUUUAAUACGUAAGCCCUAAUUUCUGUGUAUGUGAGUAAAACUGCAGCCUGAGUCAUUUAGGAAGUAAGCAUUGAGUUUUUUAUUAUAAAUAUACUAGAAUAAAACAGCACUCCCUAACAAUUAAAAAAAAGAGUUUUAUAUUACUUUAGAAUGUAAUAGGUUUUUGUCCUUAUUUUAUGUCCUGUAAAUUAUUAGUUGAAUACUGUUAGCAUUCCCUGGAUAAUGCACACAUGAUUUCUGAAUGUUUUCUGUAAAUGACAAUCAAUGUUUAUGAAGUUCCCUCCUUUAAUGCUGAACAAAAUUAAAAGAAGAAAAAGGAAAAAA